AUGGGUGGCGUGGUUGCCAUGAUUCUCAGGGGCACCCUCUAUCUGAAUGAUGUGGGUAAGAGCACUGGCGACGGUGCGAUGACCAGCUCCGGUGGCGGCCAACGUCAGGUUGAGACUACGUUUGUGACACUACAUCCGGCGCCGGCGUGGAACGAAGAGGAGGCCACGAGGCGUAUGGGAGAGGCGUCUUGCCCGUUCAACGUCCGGGCGCUGGCAGGCCGUCUCGAAUGA
This is a messenger RNA of Colletotrichum costaricense, 231 nucleotides long. RefSeq lists its product as uncharacterized. NCBI's taxonomy places the organism in Eukaryota, Fungi, Ascomycota, Sordariomycetes, Glomerellales, Glomerellaceae. The transcript is spliced from 3 exons. The coding region runs from base 1 to 231 and encodes 76 amino acids. The record is from RefSeq and is a predicted model, not a curated record.